AAUUCAUAUGCUUGUCAUUUCACGGGGAAAAGGGCCGUUCUGAUUAUUUCAGUAAUAGCAGGCAAAAUGACAGAAGGAACCAAGACGAUGGCAAUUGUGGGAGUCGGCGUGUUUGCGCUUUCGGAAGCUGUAUUGGCUGUCUCCAUACGCACAAGAGGAUAUAACGCCACCGUCUUCGAUCAAAACCGCUAUGAUGAAACGAGAUAUCUACCAGGAUAUGAAGAUAGAGUGCAAUCCACACCCAUGGAUCACAACAAGAUUGUAAAUGAUCUCAAGGUCUAA
Daldinia caldariorum is the source of this 282-nucleotide messenger RNA. RefSeq lists its product as uncharacterized. Bases 67 to 282 code for a protein of 71 amino acids. The transcript is spliced from 3 exons. The record is from RefSeq and is a predicted model, not a curated record. NCBI's taxonomy places the organism in Eukaryota, Fungi, Ascomycota, Sordariomycetes, Xylariales, Hypoxylaceae.